Molecule: messenger RNA, 1432 nt
Organism: Toxoplasma gondii ME49
Lineage: Eukaryota; Apicomplexa; Conoidasida; Eucoccidiorida; Sarcocystidae
Exons: 2
Coding region: 1-1365 (454 amino acids)
Biological process (GO): tRNA splicing, via endonucleolytic cleavage and ligation
Molecular function (GO): tRNA-intron lyase activity; nucleic acid binding
Source: RefSeq, a predicted model, not a curated record
AUGGAUGCUGCAACCUCCUCAUCAUCACCUUCCAUCGGCCCUUCACUAGUCCAUUCUCCGUCACUUGAGUCCGUUGCUCCUUCCUCUUCCACUUCUACUCUGUCUUCCUCUUUGUCUUCCCUCUCUUCUUCUUCUUCUUCUCUGUCUUCCUCUCUCGCUUCUUCUUCUCUCUCUCCCCCUGUCUUGCCCGCCUACGUUCCUUCUCUUUUCUCAGGCUCGCGCCUGAGGGAGGUCCUGCGCGCCCGCUUGGCAAAGGCAGGGUGGACGGUCGGCUGUGGAGUCAAGUUUGGAGUCGACUUUCUGCUGUACUCGCGCGCGGCGGACUAUGCGCAUGCGCAGUUCGGAGUCCUCCUUCUUGCCCUUGAACCUUCUCACGACGUAGGCGAGUUCGCUGAUUCGUCAUCGCGUUUCUCGCUCUCCUUUCAGCCAUCUCUCUGCUGCUCCCCUUCUUGUUCUUUCUCUUCUUCUUGUUCGCGUUGUUCGGCUAUCCCUUCGCCCACUUGGAGGGAGAUUGUGGCGGCGUCGCGGCUCCUCGCCUCUGUCUCCAAGCGGCUGCUUCUCGCGCUCCCUUCUCUCGCUUACUCCGGCUUUCCUGUCUGCUCAGAAGGCGACUCUGCUUCGUCCUCUUCACGACGGCGAGGCUCGGCAGAGACGCGCCUGGCCGCAGGCCAGCCAGACGCCUGCGUUUGUCGCUCCGAAACGCAAACUCCGUCGACAGACGACGAGAGACUGACCUCAGUCGCCCCGAGCCAGCCGUUUUCGUACGUUGAUCCCUCCGAGCCGUCUCUCGCCGCUUGUGUAGCUCACAAGUCCUCCUCGGCGUUGCCUCCGUCACCGUCGUCCUCUCGCCCAGCACCGGUGUUUGCGCCAGCAUCGCCUGCUUCUUCUCGCAGCUCUUCGUCUUCCUCGUCUCGAGCCUGUGAGGAGGAGGGGGACGGACGCCUUCGCGAGCGAUACACGCAAGAAGAAACGCCGUCUCGAUUGGAGGUCGUCGACCUCCCUGGGGAGCCUGCGGAGAAGGCGCCGAAGCGGAAAGGUCCGCCGGAGGCUUCGGAAGCGUUUGACGCCGAGAGUGGCGGAGACGAAGGACGAAAGCAGAGGGCAGGUCGUUCGAAACGCGUAAAGUGCAAAGGGGGUCUUGCGGAGGACGACGAAACAAGGACUGGCGAGAACGCAGAGACCGCAAGCGCGAGGCGCGAUGACGGUUGCGAGUCGGAGAAGGCAGAUCUGCUUUUGAAAUUCACUUUGAUCGAGGUUGCGACCUGGUCCCCAUACAAAUACCUUCGGCAGCUUCGUCAACAGAGACGAAGAGCGGGAGCGAGAAAUCCAGACAGUGCAUUGACGCGCGUCAACUCGGACAGUUAGACGAAGCCCAGCAUCCAUUCUUUGAUUGCUCUGCCGAUUCGCUAUUCGGGUCGCUCUUCAAUUUUUU